CGGGCCACGCCCAGCCUCUUGCCUCUCCCGGGUGCUAGGCUCGCUGUGUAUUUUCCCGCCAUUUCCAGCUCUUCAUGAGGAGAACUGGAUGGUUUCGAUGAGAUCGGAGGCCUUCUGGGAUCACGGCCGCCAAGUGGCAUGGAUUGGUUUCACUGCAACCAGUGUUUCCGAAAAGAUGGGGCCCAUUUCUUUGUCACCAGCUGUGGCCAUAUUUUCUGUAAAAAGUGUGUGACUCUGGAAAAAUGUGCUGUUUGUGGAACUGCCUGCAAGCAUCUGGCUCUUUCUGAUAAUCUAAAACCUCAGGAGAAGAUGUACUUCAGAAGCCCUGUGGAGACAGCUUUGCAGUAUUUUAGUCACAUCUCUCAGGUGUGGAGUUUCCAGAAGAAACAAACAGAUCUCCUCAUCGCCUUUUAUAAGCAUAGAAUUACAAAGUUAGAAGCAGCCGUGCAGGAGGCGCAACAAACAGUGACUAGCCAAGACAAAGAGCUAUCAGUCUUAAGGAAGGAGAAUGGAGAACUGAAGAAAUAUCUAGCCAUCUUAAAGGAAUCUCCAAGUUGGUACCAAGGAAGCAGGUCAACCACACCUCGACCAGUGGGCAUUACUUCCCCAUCACAGUCAGUUACUCCACGACCCAGUUCUCAGCAUAGCAGCCAAGUGGUCAGUCGGUCCUCCUCAGUGGAGUCUAUCCCUUACAGAGUGCCUGGCUUUAGUAGCUUGGGACAAGGAGCCAGAGGCUUGCAGGGAAGAAGCACUCCCAGAGACUAUUAUACCGAAACCCCUUCACCAGCUUCCACUCACAGCCUAUCUUACAGACCUUCAUCUGCCUCCUCUGGACAAGGGCUCUUUCCUUUCAGACCAUCCCUAAAUGGUGGGGAUUCAGGCCACACAAGAGUCCUCACCCCCAACAAUUCAGGUCAGAGGGAGAUGAGAACCACACCAGAGAGCCUUUCUGGUUUCCAGCUACCAGUCCUGCAGACUCUCUACCAACAGAGACAGAUGGGAUUAGCCAGGGGGAGAGAAGCAUGGACCACUUCCAGAUAGACCAUCUUCAAAGUCUGAUGUAUACAUACAGCUGAAGGACGGACUAUAGCAUCCAAUAUCCGUUAGGCAUGAUGGCCUUGGAAAAUGUACCCCUGCCUUGUUUCCUGGUUUCACUCUGUACCUUAUCUUCCUCGAUCUUUACCAUAUACACCCUGUAUUACCUCCUAGGAAGGUGGUCAGGUCUUAUAUAAGGCUUGUGCUUCACGAAGAUGUUUAUAUCUCUCUCACAAAACAUAUGUAGCUCCCUCACUUCUUAGAACUUGAAACAAAGGUUGGAAAAACAAUUCUUGGCAUCAUUGGGUGUGGGUGGUAAUAUACUCAUUAACUGUGUUUUAUUUCUGGAUUUCAUUUUUUAGUUUUGGAUAUAUAUCCUCCCAUUGCCAAUGUUAACAAGCAACAACUCUGUUCCUUGUCCUAAUUUAUUAUACCUUUUCUAUUUGCCUGUUGUUUCCUCUAUGCCUAGUUACUGUUAAAUGUGUUCAUUUUCCUUUCUGUCUGGUAACAGUU
Ceratotherium simum simum (southern white rhinoceros) is the source of this 1548-nucleotide messenger RNA. The record is from RefSeq and is a predicted model, not a curated record. Lineage: Eukaryota; Metazoa; Chordata; Mammalia; Perissodactyla; Rhinocerotidae.